Truncatella angustata is the source of this 1494-nucleotide messenger RNA. RefSeq names its product peroxisomal catalase. Gene Ontology annotation, cellular component: cytoplasm; peroxisome; mitochondrion. Gene Ontology annotation, biological process: response to hydrogen peroxide; hydrogen peroxide catabolic process. The transcript is spliced from 2 exons. Gene Ontology annotation, molecular function: heme binding; catalase activity. The record is from RefSeq and is a predicted model, not a curated record. The coding region runs from base 1 to 1494 and encodes 497 amino acids. Lineage: Eukaryota; Fungi; Ascomycota; Sordariomycetes; Amphisphaeriales; Sporocadaceae.
AUGGUUGCCGAUGACAAGCCCGCGUCGACUUUCAAGUACGACCAACAGCCAGUCUACACCACUUCCAAUGGCGCCCCCGUUGACAACCCCUCCAAGUGGCAGCGCGUGGGCACACAAGGCCCUCUCCUGCUUCAGGACUUCCACUUGAUCGAUCUGCUCGCUCACUUCGACCGUGAGCGUAUUCCGGAGCGCGUCGUCCACGCCAAGGGCGCUGGCGCAUAUGGAGAGUUCGAAGUCACUGAUGAUAUCAGCGAUAUCACAACCGUCGACAUGCUGAAUGGCGUCGGCAAGAAGACUCGUUGUGUCGCUCGCUUUUCCACGGUCGGUGGCGAGAAGGGUUCACCAGAUACUGCUAGAGACCCAAGAGGUUUCUCAGUGAAGUUCUACACAGAGGAGGGCAACUGGGACUGGGUGUACAACAAUACACCAGUCUUUUUCCUGCGAGACCCCACAAACUUCCCCCUGUUUAUCCACACUCAAAAGCGUAACCCUCAGACGAAUCUGAAAGACGCAACCAUGUUCUGGGACUACCUUUCCACACACCAGGAGUGCAUUCACCAGGUAAUGCAGCUGUUCUCGGAUCGUGGCACGCCCGAUGGAUACCGCCACAUGAACGGUUACUCUGGCCACACUCACAAGUUCAUCAAGCCUGAUGGCUCCUUCGUCUACGUCCAGAUCCACCUCAAGACAGACCAAGGGAUUAAGACCCUCACGAAUGACGAGGCAGGCAAGCUAGCUUCCGAGAAUCCAGAUUAUGCCACUCAAGAUCUGUUCGAGGCCAUUCAGAGAGGCGAGUACCCAUCAUGGACAGUUUAUGUCCAGGUUCUCACUCCGGAGGAGGCCGAGAAAUUCAAAUGGAACAUCUUCGACCUGACCAAGGUCUGGCCACAGAAGGAGGUUCCUCUCCGACGAUUCGGCAAGUUCACACUUAACAAGAACGUCGAGAACUACUUCGCCGAGAUCGAGCAGGUCGCCUUUUCUCCCUCCCACUUGGUACCCGGCGUCGAGCCAUCUGCAGAUCCUGUCCUCCAGUCGCGUUUGUUCUCGUACCCGGAUACCCACAGACACCGACUUGGCGUCAACUACCAACAGAUCCCCGUCAACGCUCCUCUGAAGGCCUUCAACCCUUACCAGCGGGACGGUGCCAUGGCAAUCAACGGCAACUACGGCGCCAACCCCAACUACCCCAGCAGCUACCGCCCCCUGACGCACAAGCCCGUCCAGGCCACCAACCCCCACGAGCAGUGGGCCGGUGCCGCCGUGACCGACCUGUUUGGCGAGAUCAAGCCUGAAGACUACGAACAAGCUACUGCCCUGUGGAAUGUCCUCGGCAAGCAGCCAGGCCAGCAAGAGAACUUCGUCAACAACGUGGCUGGCCACUUGGCCGCUGCGCACGUCGACACGCGUAACCGCACAUAUGAGAUGUUCUCUAGGGUGGACUCCAAGCUCGGGGCCGCCAUCAAGGAGUCGACCGAGAAGAAUGCUUCUUCAUAG